AUGAAUCUUCCACAAGUGAAUUUUCGCGUGACACAGUCGAGACCACUUUCUCCAUCAGAAGGAUACGAAAACUCACUCACAAUCACCAUCGACACCAAAUCUUAUGAUUUCCUUGAAAACCCAACCACCGGUCAUCGAAUCUUUACCGGCCGGUCCACUCCGGUUUAUCCACCCGCUCUCAUCAACAUCAGUCUCCUUAGUUCAAGUCCCCAUGACAUCUUCCGACAACUUCUCAGGGAACAAGCGAUUCAAGAUACUAACCGUCCUCACGUAUUAGCAUAUUUAGCCAAACAGAUCUCAGCGGCUGCCAUCUCAUUAGGUUUUGGACGCAACGGUUUUGUCAUGGAAAUCGACUACAAAGUUGUUUACGUCGUGGUUAGGUCUGAUCAUCCUCCUAUCGUUGAGGGCUUCCUUGUUGAGGUUGGUUCUAUUAGGGAGUGUCGGACAUAG
This is a messenger RNA of Brassica oleracea var. oleracea, 450 nucleotides long. RefSeq lists its product as uncharacterized. Bases 1 to 450 code for a protein of 149 amino acids. NCBI's taxonomy places the organism in Eukaryota, Viridiplantae, Streptophyta, Magnoliopsida, Brassicales, Brassicaceae. The transcript has a single exon. The record is from RefSeq and is a predicted model, not a curated record.